CCUCCCCGACUCUUCACUCUCAAUCCCAAUCCCUUACUUGAAAAAUUGAUAAAAUCAUGAAGAGCCCAUAACUUUUCUCAAGAAUUUGGUUCUACAAGAGGCUAUUUGCAGAAAUUGGAGCAAGAUUAUAAGAGAGUUGGAGAGUUGUAGUUCGAUUUGAAGAAAAGGAGUUCAAGACUUCAAGGUAAUUUAUACGUAAGGCUUACGCCUUACGCCUCAAGGCGAACGCCUUGCUGAGGCUCUUCCGGCUACGCCUCAGCCUUUUAAAACAUUGCCUGCACCUACAACUUCCUCGACUUCUGGCCCAACUCUGAUUACGCAGACGACGUCAUCAUCAGAGUUCUUCUUGGUAGUUAAAGUAAGUAUUGAUAAAAAAAAACCCUAAGUCGUCCGCCUCUAUCCAUGGCGGUCGGCAGCCCCAUAACCCCAAAGCCCUCGUAUGCAGCCGUCCUUGCAGCUGAUUCCUCGCUCCCUUUUGCAAUCGCUGAUCUGCCAGCACCCUUCACUGAAGAUGGCUUGGUCUUCGUCCGUAUUUCAGAAGAGCCAUUUCUUCGGGGACUUGAUCGCUGCAAGACCAACCUGAUUGGUCGUGUCACCGUACCGACCAAGACUCCAGAACUGGUUCAGCAAUUGAAAUCGCAUUGGUCUAAUCUCAAUCCCUAGACUGUAGCAUCACUUAGACAUGGUUUUUUCAUGCUUUAGUUUAACACCUUGACUGACAUGCAACGGGUCUUGUCAUUGGGUUAUGUGUGUCUCAACUCUGGAAUGCUUCGUUUAAUCAAGUGGUCACCUGAAUUCUCACCAUUAACAUACAAAAACUCCUUUGCCCAAGUAUGGAUUCGUUUGUGGGAUUUGAAUUUUGCAUUCUGGGAUCAGCAAACCCUUUUUGAAAUUGCUUCAGGAAUUGGUACGCCUUUGAAACUUCAUCCCCAUACAAAGAACUCUACUGUUGGUUUGUAUGCCAGAAUCCUAGUUGAUGUAGACUUCUUUCAAUCACCUCCGGAUAAGCUCAGAAUACCUAGAGCUAAUGGUGAAGUGGUAAUAGUUGGAGUUGAAUUUGAAUCAGUGCCAGUUGUUUGCAGUAAGUGUGGGAUUGUCGGUCAUGUGGCUUCCUCUUGUCAGGUUAAUCCGAAGGUUGGUAUUGCUGUCCCAAGUACACGAGGAUGGUCAACAGAGCAGACUGCUCGCAAAUGCGGCAAAGCGAGAUCACAUAAGAGCACGCCCCGUGCCUCUAGCCAAGCCUCUUUUUGUUCUCAAUCUGCACAACAUUCUGAGCCAGGGAAAACUGUUGCGAAGGAUUCCCCUGCAGUCCCAGCAUUGAUUUCAAUGCCGGGUGUAAUCCCAAGCAUUGAACCAUUACCCUCCAUGCAGGAUGUGUGCUCCUUUGCCCAUGUCUCUGACCACAACGCCUUAGAGCAGGCAACACGGGUUCAGAAGCAGACCCCAUUGGGAUUCAGGAGGUAGUAGCACAAGUGCAAAGAGUAGAAGAAGUACAUACAUCCUCCUCGCUUAGUGUGCCUCCAGGUUUUCAAAAAUUUUUGCCAGGAACAGAACAAGAAUUUAUACCCUUAGAUGAAGUGAGUUCUGCAUGUGUCCAUACUGUGGAAGUGGAAGAGGGAGAGUUCACUCCAGUCAUCUCCAAGAAAAGAAAAAAAUUGCAGAAAUAUGAGGCAGUCUUGAAGCCUAAGGCAGGUAAAGCAACGUUGGUAUGUCCUCUCUACAAGGGGGCAAAGCAAAAGCUUUAUAAAUGAAUGUUGUCUUCUGAAUGCCCGGGGCUUCGCAAAUGAGGGCACGCAGCGGGUGUUAAAUAAUUUGGUACGUAACUACAAGCCUAAAUUAGUUUUUAUUUUGGAACCUUUUGUGGUUCCUGAAGUUCUUCCUAGCUCUCUCUAGAAACUAUUAAAUCUUAAUUUAUGUGCCACUAACGAUCGGGGGUCACAAGCUCCAAAUCUCUGGUUGUUGUGUUCUAUUGAUGUCAGGCCCACUCUUCUCUCUUCAACUGACCAACAAAUAACGAUAUCUUGCUUUCUGGAUGGUGUUGAUUGUACCAUUACAGCAGUUUAUGCCAAAACUACAAUUCAGGGUCGACGUCAACUAUGGCCUGAUUUGUCUGUUAUUCAACAGAAUGGAAUUCAGGGGCCGUGGUUGAUGCUUGGUGAUUUUAAUUGUGUUCUUGGUGCACAUGAAAAACGUGGAGGGAAUGUGCCUAAUGCUAUAUCUUGUCGGGAUUUCCAGCAAAUGUGCACUUCUUGUGGCAUGUUGGAUAUUGACAGCAAUUGAGGUUUCUAUACUUGGUCAAUUGGCAGAACUGACGUUAGAUUGGACAGAGCUUUUGGUAACACUGACUGGUUUGAGGCCUGGGCAACCAUUGAGUGUCGUACCCUUACCAAGGCCUCUUCUGAUCAUCACCCCAUCAUGGUUUCUUGUUCUCGGCUGAAUUUUCUUCCUCAUGCUCCAUUCCGGUUUCAAGGUAUGUGGCUGCAGUAUCCAGGUUUCCUUGCUAU
This is a messenger RNA of Rosa chinensis, 2504 nucleotides long. RefSeq lists its product as uncharacterized. The transcript has 2 exons. NCBI's taxonomy places the organism in Eukaryota, Viridiplantae, Streptophyta, Magnoliopsida, Rosales, Rosaceae. Bases 721 to 1464 code for a protein of 247 amino acids. The record is from RefSeq and is a predicted model, not a curated record.